AUGAAAACCGAGCUACUGUUAAUUUUAAUAUACCAAAUAACAUUAUGCUCAGCAGAUCUAUGGAAAUUUCUUAAAGACAAAAAAGAUAUUGAAUCUGUUAAAUUACUCUUAAACGCCACGGCUGAUUUAGUCCUCGACACAGAUGUUAAAAUUGAGAAGCUUGAAUAUAUAAGGCAGGACAAUCUUCGAUCAGCACCGUUCGAAACUGGCUACAUUAUGUAUACAAUCCAAGAAGAAUAUAGAAAGAUGGUUGAUAAGUACAACUUUACUAUAACUUUGGGGGUUAGACUGUAUCUGCAUGAGAUAACGUUGCAUUUACUUGAGAUUGAACGACAUUAUUGGCAGAUUGAGCAUUACUCCAACAUGCUGCAUGAGAUUGAAAGGAAAUAUGCAGUUACACCAACUACAACAAAGGGAGAUCCAAACUUGAAUAGAACAACAACGAAACGUACUAAAACAACAUCAAAAACAGAUGCGACUUCUACAAAACCGCGUGGAGAUAAACCUUUCUUUUCUAUUGCAACGCGAGAGAAGAGGACGAAACGAAGGAAACCGAAAGGAUUGAAUCAAUUGCAGAAAAUUAUAUACGACAUGCACUCGACUAAGAGGAGAACGACGAGAUGGUGGUGGCCCAUAGAGUAUGGAUGGGAAAUAGAUUAUGAAUGGUAACAUCGUAGGUAUCAAUAAAGACGCCAUCGCUUUUGGGUAGAUUAUAGAUGUUUAUUUUGAGAAAAUGUUCAUUGUCAUGUAUGCUAAUAAAUAAAAAAUAUAAAUAUAUUCUUACAACUACAAUGACAAAUGGCAAGAAUGAUGAUGACAAAGACG
Achroia grisella is the source of this 825-nucleotide messenger RNA. RefSeq lists its product as uncharacterized. NCBI's taxonomy places the organism in Eukaryota, Metazoa, Arthropoda, Insecta, Lepidoptera, Pyralidae. The transcript is spliced from 2 exons. Bases 1 to 669 code for a protein of 222 amino acids. The record is from RefSeq and is a predicted model, not a curated record.